CAGACUAACCCUUCAAAAGUGUCACUUUUCGAUUGGUGAUACAAGAAGCCGUGUCGCGUUAUUUAUGAUGGCAUAAAACGCGAAUUAUAUUUGCAACUGUGUGCAAUACAGCGAUAUUUAUUUAGCUUAUUUUACGUUCGCAACUCCGAUGGUGCCGCUUAAACGUGUUGCGUGACCAUAUCGUUGUGAUAAAUGGGGAAAUUAGUGCAUUUGUGUGUGGUUGUGUUGUGAGUGCCAAUGGAUCGACGAUGUUCGCAAUCGGUCAGGACGCUUGUUUUCGACGAUUCAGACUCUGAUCCUCCUAAACAUGGUCAGAAGAAGGAGCUGUCCUCGACCGCGGUGCCCUCAUCGCUGAACCAGAGCGCAGAAGAUGCGGGCAAAACGGCGCGCACCAACCUGGUGCGCAUGCGACGGUCCGCGCUCGGGAAGUCCGCGCCGACUCUAUCUGUCCACGUGAAAGAGUCAUGCACGGUGUCCCGGCGUCCGUCGCGGUUGCCGCCGCCGCCGCCGCACCACAGACUCUCUCUUGUGGUCGGCUCAGGGCGUUGCAGCUCCCCGGGCACCGGGCCCCUCUCCCCGGCCGAGGGCCCGCGCUGGCCCCCGCACCCCCCGCACCCGCUGCACCACGCCCUGCUCUCGUCCAGCGUGAAGCGCGGCAAGGAGCUCGAUGGUCGCAGGUGGUCGGUGGCGUCGCUUCCGUCCUCGGGCUACGGGACCACUCCGGGCAGCUCCAGUCUAUCUUCACAAUGCUCAUCUCAGGAACGUCUGCUCGCGGUUGCUGUGUGCGAGCCGCCGCGAGCGCCCUGUCCACACUGCCAUCAACACCAAAAUUCACUCAACAGUUCGCAAGGCAGCGGCAUGAACAACUGGGCGUCACUGUCAGACAGCGGCGGCGCAUACACGGCUGCGCGUGCGCCGUCCCCUCAGAGCCCAAAGCGGCGCGUAAGAAGCCGGAGUUUAAGUUCUCCAUCUCGCUCCCCCGGCGGCGCGGCGAGCGGGGGCGAGGGAGCAAAAGAUGACGCCGUCUCCGCCAUGUCGUCUCUCUUCGCAGCUCGUUUCCCCGCCGCGCAACGGGCUAUGGACGACAAACUAAGAUCACUGAUUGAAGAGUUGACUGAACUGGACAAGAAACCAGACCGACCGCCCAUAGAGAGAUUUGUUGCAAGACAGGUAUUGGAGAUGGCGAGGGAUUGUCUACACAAGUCGGAAUCGAAGCAGGUCACCAGCAGCUAUUUCUACGAUAUGGCCGACAGUUUGGACAGAUUGCUCGCUGAGACUCGAGAAAAAUCAGCCGAAGCGGGCGCCCAAGUAGCGCCGCUAGUGACCCGGCUCAUCUUAGCGAUGGCUCGCCCCGCCCGCCUGCUGGAGUGUCUCGAGUUCGAUCCCGAGCGGUUCUACCGGCUACUAGAGGCGGCAGAGGGACACGCUAAACACAUGCAGGGCAUGACGUCUGACAUCCCGAAGUACAUAAUCCACAAGCUGGGCCUGUCCCGGGACCCGCUGGCAGAGCUCCACGCGCCGCCCCCGCCGCCGCAGCCGCCGCAAAACGCCUCGCCUUCCAAGUCGCGAGGUCGCCAGUCGCCGCCCGCGGGUCCCGGGGGCGCUCCGCCCUCCGAAAACGACUACCAGGUGAUCAAGCUCAUCUCCAACGGGGCUUACGGCGCUGUGUACCUCGUCAAACACAAGCAGACCCGGACGAGAUACGCGAUGAAAAAGAUUAGUAAAAACAACCUAAUACUUCGUAACCAAGUGGAGCAGGCGUUCGCGGAGAGGGACAUCCUUAGUUUUGCCGACAAUCCUUUUGUGGUAACGAUGUACUGCUCCUUCGAAACCAAACGCCACCUCUGUCUCAUCCUUGAGUUCGUCGAAGGAGGCGACUGCGCCACCCUGCUCCGCGCCGGACCGUUACCACCCGACAUGGCGAGACAUUACUUCGCCGAAGCUGUGCUAGCUGUAGAAUACCUGCACUCUUAUGGCGUUGUUCACAGAGACUUGAAGCCUGAUAAUUUAUUGAUCACUGCCACUGGACACAUAAAGCUGACGGAUUUUGGUCUUAGCAAGAUGGGUCUUAUGUCUUUGGCCACGAACCUGUAUGAAGAAUACGCGGACAGGGAAGCGCGUCAGUUUUCUGACAAGCAAGUUUGCGGGACCCCGGAGUAUAUCGCCCCUGAGGUCAUACUCAGACAGGGCUACGGUAAGCCAGUGGACUGGUGGUCGAUGGGUAUCAUCCUGUACGAGUUCCUGGUCGGCUGCGUACCCUUCUUCGGAGACACGCCUGAAGAAUUGUUUGCUCACACUGUUAAUGAUGAUAUCGAGUGGCCGUCAGAAGAAGACUUUCCUAUAGCGGUGGAGGCGAGAGCCAUUAUCACUGAGUUACUCGCGCGAAACCCGAGGGACCGACUCGGAACCGGCGGGACGCAUCAAGUCAAGGAGCACGUAUACUUCUACGGUCUGGACUGGAACAACCUUCUGCGGCGGAAAGCAGAGUUCAUUCCUCAGCUGGAAAACGACGAGGACACCAGUUAUUUUGACAGCCGCUGCGACCGCUACAACCACAGUGAAGCGGAUACAGACGAGGCAGCGGAAGCGCCAGCGGAGGCGGGCGAGGAAGCGGGACUCUUUGCCGCCUUCUCUUCAACCUCGCCGCAAUGGCGGCGGCACACGUCGGCGGUGUCGCAUGACUCUAGGAGUACGGACAGCUGGCCGGGCACACCCGACAGCGCUGGACCGCCGAGCACUCCCACCGCUCCCUUACAUCACCAUCCGAGGUGCCCGAUGAUAAUCCCCGGCGGGUCGGGGUCGACGGCGGAGUCCUCGCAGACGGAUUCGGACGACGUGUCGCCCGCCGCGCGCCGCCGCCCCGCGCUGCGCCCCCACCCCGCGCAGCCCGCCCGAGCAUCUGACGCGCCGAAAAAAGAGGCGAAGAGCGUGGACAAGCCUGAUCGUCCGGAAAAGACGAAACCGAUGGCGCUCGUCGCACCGAAGGCGAUGCGACGCUCGGCCUCCACCUCCGGACUCUCCCUGGUUAUACAUCCAGCGGAAGACACCGGCACGCAUGGCGGCGCAGGCUCGCCCUGCGCUGGCAACACGUCAAGCACCAACUCCUCUCGAGACUCCUCGCCGUGUCGCGACCCGCCUUCGCCGUUCGCACAUCAUAACCACUCGCUGAUCCAGUCAUCGAAACCGCCGAUCGUGGUCCGUCGCGGCCCCCGCGGCUUCGGGUUCACGAUCCACACGGUGCGCGUGUACUACGGCGACACGGACUACUACACCAUGCACCACCUGGUGUCGGCCGUCAGCGAGCAGGGCGCCGCGUGGGCCGCGGGGCUCCGCGCCGGGGACCUCAUCACGCAGCUCAACGGCGAGUCCGUGCAGGGCCUGCUGCACACGCAGGUUCUCAGGUUACUCCUGGCGGCGCCGCACGCCACGCUGCGCGCCACGCCGCUUGACCAGACCACCAUACAGGCGGGAGGGAGACGACGAAUCGGUGGCGGGCGGCGCGCGUCGGCACCGCCGCGGCCCCGGCCCAGACGACGAUGCUCGUUGUUCAGGAGGAUCUCUACUAAGAGGGCCUCGCAGGAAAUGCAUCAGAUGGUGUCAGGGGUGGAGCUCGCGUCGCCGUCGGCACCUUCGUCGCCCUGCGGCGACAGUCCGCUGCACGCGGCCGCCACCACCACGCACUACCAACGGCCGUCCUCGCUCCACGGUCUGAAGCACAAGCUGGUAGCGGGCGGGGCGGAGGUCCGGCGCGCGUCGCUGCAGCACAUGCCGCUGUCGCCGCUCGCUCGGACGCCGUCGCCGUCCCCGCAGCCCCCGCCGCAGUCGCCCACCAGCCGCUGCGAGGCGCGCAGCCCGUCGCCGCUGGCCGCGCGCGAGUGCGGGCGCCGCGCGUGGGCGCGCCGCGACCCCGCCUCGCCUCUACUACGCCGCGCGCUCUCGCCUGACAGACUGCACCCGCGCUCCGCCGAGUCCAAGUGCUCGAUCUCCCCGCUGUGCUGCGGCGGCGGCGGCGUGACGGCCGUGUCCGUGUCGGGCCCCGCGCGGCGCGGCGUGGUGUGGCGCGCGCCUGCUGUGGCCGCGCCGCCCGACCCCCCGCCGCCGGACAAGGAGGAACCACCGCUGCCCAGGAUAGCCGAGGAAAAGGACUCGCCUACCCACCAUGCCAAGAUCGCGCCCAACAGGACCCCUGCCAAGCAGAUGACCCCGAGCAUCUUCACGUCCUCGCCGAAGACGAGCCUCGAGAAGACCUUCGACGCGUCUAAUUCUUUCGCGUCUUUGUCUCUGUCCGACGAGUCCUUCGCACCUGACACCUCUGUGGACCUGGAUACUUCGAGAGACACAACUAUUGACAACCUCCGCCUUGACGAAAGUCGUUCCAGCACGGACAACAGCUCAAUACUCUCCGAGGACAAAGAGAAGAAACCAGAAGACAAAAAGAAGACACUCCCACAAGAAACACCCGAACAGCCUAAAGACAAAACCAGAAAGAAGUCCGACUCCAGUCUCAAAGAAGAGGAUAAACCAAAGGAGAAAAGCAAAAAGGAGAAACCAGAGUUGAAAAAGCAAGAUUCUAUAAAGAAAGUCGAAUUAAAAGAAGCCACAAAAGAAGAUAAAAGAGAGAAAGCAAUGGAAAGAACGGGGUCUGUGAAGAGAGUGGAAAGCAAACAAGAGAAAGCGGAGGCGAAGAAACAGGAAAAGUUGGAGAGGCAGGAAAAAGCGGAGAUUAAGAAACAGGAGAAGAUUGAGAAGAGAACGGAGGGGAAGAAGGAAGUGCUAAAGAGACAGGAGUCUGUGGACACGAUGAAGUGCCCAGAGCCGACGGAGACGGAAUGCCGCUCCAAGAACAGCAUGGUCAGCAAGCUGCUGGGGGUGAUGGGACGGAAGGGAGCGCGGGACCGGGACGAAGACGACCACAAACCCAGCAGGAAGGCCGACAAGGCCAGCCGGAAAAAGGGCGGCAACACGCCCACCCAGCAGCAGCCACCAAGCAAACUGACCGAAGCCGGAGGCUCCACCGAAAAGGUCGCCGAAAGCGAAGACCCCAAGAGAAAGGGGCGGGGGCGCGCUUCCAGCUCCUCCUCACAGGAGAAAUAA
Molecule: messenger RNA, 5094 nt
Organism: Cydia amplana
Lineage: Eukaryota; Metazoa; Arthropoda; Insecta; Lepidoptera; Tortricidae
Gene: dop
Product: microtubule-associated serine/threonine-protein kinase 3
Exons: 36
Coding region: 238-5094 (1618 amino acids)
Biological process (GO): peptidyl-serine phosphorylation; intracellular signal transduction
Molecular function (GO): protein serine/threonine kinase activity; ATP binding; magnesium ion binding
Source: RefSeq, a predicted model, not a curated record